Molecule: messenger RNA, 984 nt
Organism: Crotalus tigris (Tiger rattlesnake)
Lineage: Eukaryota; Metazoa; Chordata; Lepidosauria; Squamata; Viperidae
Gene: SYCN
Product: syncollin
Exons: 1
Coding region: 24-428 (134 amino acids)
Biological process (GO): exocytosis
Cellular component (GO): secretory granule membrane
Source: RefSeq, a predicted model, not a curated record
GAGGACUGGACACUCUGGCCAAGAUGAAGGCUUUGCUCAGCGCCCUCCUCCUUCCGCUGCUUGUUGCCAUCAGCCAGGCCCAGUGCCCGCUCCCCAGCCAGCUCACGAACCCACACCCGAACGGCACCAAGGUCUGUUCCCAGAUGUACACGGACGACAGCCCCUACUACGACCUCUGCUGCGGCGGGAGCAUCCUGAUGGCCGUGGCAGGUGAAGACCAGCCGUACAUGCCCACAGCUUUCAACAACCAGAUCUCCUCGCUGGUGGUGGGCCAGCGCUGCGAGCUGACCGUCUGGUACAAGAAGGGCAAGGGUGGCAGCACGCGGAAGUUCAAAACCGGAGCAUAUCCACGCCUCCAGGAAUUCAAGAGGGGCCUCUUUGGCAACUGGGACAACGCCAUCUCCGCUUACUACUGCAAGUGCAACUGAGUCGGCUUGGCACGAGCCAGGAAGGGAGCUGCCACCGUCCUGCCCAUCCUCGCUCAGGUGACCUGCAGAGCCCCCCCACAUCUGAGGGUCCAAAAGCUGUGGACGCCAUCUCCCCACAUCUCCCCUUCUGCCCGCCUCCCUAGGAACACCCGCAGCUCAGCUGAAGAUCUUGGCCAGCCAGCAUGAGGCAGAAGAACUUGCAGCCCCAAACGGGCCUGGGCCUCCCCUGAGCUGAGCAUCCUGAGGCGGCCGGAAAACAGAACCAGAAGGUGAUUUCCCCCCCUCUCGCGGCCCCCAUAAUGGCAGCAGCACGUGCCUUUGAUCGGCUAAGGAACUCCUGGUCGUCCACUUUGAGCCCUGCCAGGUCUGUCACCUGGCGAGAAAGAUUUGUUCCAGCGGAUGCCUCAAGCUCUUCCACGCAGCCCUUCGCUCUCCUCCCUCCCGGGCGCUCUCUUCCCAAGACCCUCCCGGAGCAGGUGGCCCUCCCGCCUCAGCUCAGCCUUUACGGUUGCACCUCGGAAACCUCAUUAAAAGCAAAGCAGCUGAUUCUCAAAAA